Molecule: messenger RNA, 1122 nt
Organism: Plasmodium falciparum 3D7
Lineage: Eukaryota; Apicomplexa; Aconoidasida; Haemosporida; Plasmodiidae
Product: putative esterase
Source: RefSeq, a predicted model, not a curated record
AUGGUUGAAAAUGAGUUACUUUACGAAAAUGAUGUAAGUAAUAGUGGAUUAGAUGGAAAACCAAGAUUACAUUCAUUUUUUAACAAGGAUGGUUUAUUAUUAAGAACUUAUUCUUGGACUGUUAAGAAGGCCAUAGGAAUAUUUUUGUUAAUUCAUGGUUUGAAUGGACAUGUGAGAUUACAAUAUUUAAGGCAGAAUGUUGAAGUAAUUAGUAACGAUAAAGCUAUAUUAAAGGAUCAGGAUAAUUAUUAUGUAUAUAAAGAUAGUUGGAUAGAGAAAUUGAAUGACAAAGGUUAUUCAGUUUAUGGUAUAGAUUUACAAGGUCAUGGUUUGUCAGAGGGAUGGGAGAAUUUAAAGGCGAAUAUAAAUAAUUUUGAUGAUCUUGUAUAUGAUGUAAUUCAAUAUCUUGAAGAAAUUAAUAGAACAGUAUGUUUAGAUUAUGAAAGAAAUAAAUAUUUAAGAGCUAUAAGAGAAAAAAAUACAGAUAUGAAAGCUUUAAAAAAAGAUAAAAUUCCUAUAUAUAUUAUGGGUUUAUCCAUGGGUGGUAAUGUUGUUUUAAGAACAUUAGAAUUAUUAGGAAAGUCAGGUGAUUAUAAAAAUCUUAAUAUAAAAGGAUGUAUAUCCUUAUCUGGUAUGAUUUGUCUUGAGGAGUUAUCAUCAAAAGCUUCAAUGAAAUAUAAAUAUUUCUUAGUUCCUUUUUCAAAGUUUAUAUCUUAUAUUUUUCCAAAAUGUAGAAUUAAUCAAAAUUUUAAUUUUGAAAUGUUCCCAUUUGUUAAUGAUAUUAUUAAUUUUGAUAAACAUAGAUCAAAAAAAUGGAUAACCUUUAAAUUUGGUCAUCAAAUUUUAAGAUCGAUAACAAAUUUACGAAAAGAUAUACAAUAUAUUCCAAAAGAUAUUCCUAUAUUAUUUGUUCAUUCCAUUCACGAUUGUGCAUGUUAUUAUGGAGGUGUUGUAACAUUUUAUGAUCAAUUGGAUAAUGAUAAAAAAGAACUUUAUACAAUUUAUGAUAUGGAUCAUUUAUUAACAAUGGAACCAGGAAAUGAAAAAGUUUUAGAAAAGGUCCUAGAUUGGAUCUCAGGUUCGUUUAAUAAUAAGAGGAGAAGACGAAGAACUUCAUCGUAA